Messenger RNA from Thermothelomyces thermophilus ATCC 42464, 1172 nucleotides. RefSeq lists its product as uncharacterized. Gene Ontology annotation, biological process: 2-oxoglutarate metabolic process. The transcript is spliced from 2 exons. The coding region runs from base 253 to 654 and encodes 133 amino acids. The record is from RefSeq and is a predicted model, not a curated record. Lineage: Eukaryota; Fungi; Ascomycota; Sordariomycetes; Sordariales; Chaetomiaceae.
GCCAGUUCUUUCUCCUCCCUCGACCUGUCCUAUUCAGCCGCUCUUGUCAAUUGCCACCAGUCCUGCCCACUGCGCCCAAACUCGCCUAGGACAGCAAUCGUCGCGAGGAGAAAAGAAGACGAAGAGAAGUAGAGAGAAGAAAAAAUAUCCCGAAAGCCCAUCCCCCCACGCCUCCGAUACUGCCGCUUCCAACCCAGCCCCUUCGGACUUCCGCCCUUUCGCACUCGCAACCCAUCCAGACAAACCACAACCAUGUUCGCCACCAGGAUUCUUCGCCAGGCAGCUGCGCACGCCGAACGCACUCCUUCUAUUAAGUUCAUUGGAAAGCGCACGAUUCCCGCAUCCAUCGACCACACUCCCAAGCCUCAUCCUGCAUCUCCGACUCAGUCGCUCCCGGCCUCCUUCACCAGCGGCUCCUCCCACUCCUCCUUCAGUGUCUACCGUGACCACGCUCAGCAGUUCGGUCCCCUGCGCAAGACCAUCAAGGCGGAUGUGGGCAUCGGCGGAGCUCGUGGUUCUCAGCUGGGGCCUGUUAACCCUCCCGAGGGCGUCUUCUUCGACCGCAAUGAACUCCCGGCACGCUUCCGCCGUCAGCCUCUGAGCGCUGCCGAGAUCGAGGCCAUCGAGACGGGCGGCGCUACGCUCUUCGCUUGAGCUAAUUUCACGUCAAAUCGAUACAACUUAGGUCUUCAACAGCAAUAUUUUGGCGGUCGGGUGGGUUUCGAUUUCGCGAGGUUACUCCCUCAAGUGCAGGAGGAUCUUCGCGGAUUCUGGACGGGCGUCAGCAUUUACGAUACCAAUGACCCACACAAGACACGCGCGCCUGGGCUGGCAUCACGCAUGGCAGCGGCAGCGGCGUGAUGACGGGACGCAUAUGAGAUGAGCAGGGGCGCAGAGGCGCAGAGGCGCACAGGCGGCAGGGUGCCGCACAUCCCUAGAGCACUGGCUUAAGCCGGAUUGUGGCAAACGCGGCGAUUCUUUUGUUGUAUUCCGGACUGGUUGGCGCAGGCGUCUGAUGCUCUGGCUCGAUGUAACUUGUAUGUGGGAUUGGGCAACGGAGAUGCAUUACAUGGCGCAUACCCUCAUGUUGGGAUGGCUGGCCGGGAAAUGUCAGCUUUUUUUUUAACAGUUUAGGAAAUGAACAUUAAAAGAUCCCACUUCGCUACGUGCCG